GCCGCUCCGCGGGAGCCGCGGGGACAGAGGUGAAGGAGAAGCGGAGCCUGUCCCGCUGCCCCGCAUCCUUCCCUCGGGAAUGGCUCUGCAGGGCCGCCCCCCUGCCCGGCCAGCUCGGCUGCACGGCCCGCGGGGUUCCACCCUUUCGCAGAAGCAUCUGAACAGCCAUGGCAAUCGCUUUUACACCUCUUUCUUCCCAGCAGAUCAAUGACACCCCGAAAGAAGUUAAAGGGUCUUGUAGCUGCUACCAUCACUCCAAUGACUCCGGAUGGCAAAAUUAACCUCACGGUGAUUCGCCAGUACGUGGAUUAUCUGGUAAAUGAGCAGAAUGUGAAGAAUGUUUUUGUGAAUGGCACAACAGGAGAAGGCCUGUCCCUUAGCAUCCAGGAGAGGAAGCAGUUGGCAGAAGAAUGGAUGUGCCAGGGAAAAGACAAAUUGGACCACGUGAUCAUUCAUGUGGGAGCACUGAAUCUGCCAGAGUGCCAAGAGCUGGCAAGACACGCAGCAGCCAUAGGUGCUGGUGGCAUUGCUGUCAUAGCCCCCUUCUUCUUCAAACCCACAAACAAAGAUGAGCUGGUUGCUUUCUUACAGAAGGUUGCAUCUGAAGCCCCUGAGGUGCCAUUUUAUUACUAUCACAUUCCUCCUCUGACGGGUGUGAAGAUUCGUGUGGAAGAGUUGCUGGAUGGGAUAAAAGCACAGAUCCCCACCUUCCAGGGUGUGAAGUUCAGUGACACAGAUCUCUUGGACCUGGCACAGUGCAUAAACAAGAAUGAAACAGGAGAGUUUGAAUUUCUUUAUGGGGUGGAUGAGCAACUGUUGAGUGCACUGGCAGUAGGGGCAAAUGGAGCAGUUGGAAGUACAUACAACUAUUUGGGCCGACAAACCAAUCUGAUGUUGCAAGCCUUUGCAAAGCCAGACUUUGCCUUGGCACAGCGGUACCAGUUUCUGACUGGGGAAUUUCUCAAUUUUGUCAUCAAACUGGGUUUUGGUGUUGCACAGACUAAAGCUGUAAUGACUUUUGUUUCUGGCAUUCCCAUGGGACCUCCACGGCUUCCCCUUGUUGGUGCCUCCAGUGAGUUCAUCGUCAAGGCCAAAGCCAAGCUGGACAGCAUUGUGUGGCCUAAAGGUGACUGAUCAUAGAGUCAUGGAAUCAUUAAGGCUGAGAAAGACCUCCAAGAUCAUCAGGACCAACCAUUAACCUGACACUCCUGGGUCCACCACUAAGGCACAUCCCCAAGAUCCACAUGUAUGAUGUUGUUCACUUCCAUGUCGAUCUGGAGGUUUCUUUUCUGGGAUUCUCUGCCAUAUGGCACAUCCCCCACAUGAUGGGCAGGAUUUCUUUCAGGGAACUGGCAAUGUGCCCAAGACCCUUCCUGUUAGGGCUGGCUUUGCUGGGGCACACAUGGCCUGACAUUUUACCCUGCUCCCCUGGAACUCCAUGUUCCAGGACUGACUGGGCUUGUUUAGUAAAAAAUAGCAAAUUUUUCCCAGUUAGAGGAGUGGGCUGAUGACUUUUGUCUAGAAAGGAGGAAGAUCUAUCUCUAGCCCCUCUCAGCUGGAUGGUGUUUUGUCCUCUCCAUGAGGAUACUACACUGUGGGUUUAAACAACAGUAUGACACCAGCAGGUUGCUCAGGCUGGUAUCUGUUCAUCAAAGUCACUGGGAUGUUGUCUGUGCAUGUAAAAUCCUGCUUCUGUCUGAUCUCUGUAUUUAUACACCUUAAUGCAAAAUUUUAAAAAAAAAAUUACUUCUGUAAUAGCAAGCUUUGGAUCACUAAUAAGCAGGUAUUUCUCAAUUUUUUUUUCCUUAAGACAGAAAUAAAGCUACGACUGAGCUGUA
Molecule: messenger RNA, 1838 nt
Organism: Ficedula albicollis (Collared flycatcher)
Lineage: Eukaryota; Metazoa; Chordata; Aves; Passeriformes; Muscicapidae
Gene: NPL
Product: N-acetylneuraminate pyruvate lyase (dihydrodipicolinate synthase)
Exons: 12
Coding region: 208-1134 (308 amino acids)
Biological process (GO): N-acetylneuraminate catabolic process
Molecular function (GO): N-acetylneuraminate lyase activity; 4-hydroxy-tetrahydrodipicolinate synthase activity
Source: RefSeq, a predicted model, not a curated record